AUUGCCAGGCAACAGUCCCAGAAGUCCCAGGGGAGGUGCGUUGGAGGAGGGUGCAGGCGGUAGGCAGAAGAUGGCGGAAGGCGGCGGUGCUGAGCUCAACCAGCAAGAGCGAGAGUCUUCCGUGCCGCGGCCCCCGAGCGCGCGGGACUUGCAGUUGGCCUUGGCAGGAUUAUAUGAAGAUGAAAUGAAAGCCAAAUCUUUCAAGAGUGAUAGACCUAAAGCUGCAAUCUUUAAAAGCCCACGAACACCACCUCAAAGGUUCUAUUCAAGUGAACAUGAAUACAGUGCAUUACAUAUAGUUCGACCUUCAACUGGGAAAAUUGUGAAUGAGCUUUUCAGAGAGGCAAAGGAACAUGGAGCAGUCCCUCUGAGUGAAGCCACAAGAGCUUCAGGUGAUGACAAAUCUAAGUCAUUUACAGGUGGUGGAUACAGAUUGGGUAAUUCCUUUUGUAAGCAGUCUGAAUACAUCUAUGGAGAAAGUCAGCUGCAAGACGUUCAGAUUUUGCUUAAACUGUGGAGCAAUGGUUUCAGUUUAGAUGAUGGAGAAUUGAGACCUUACAGUGACCCAACAAAUGCUCAGUUCCUGGAAUCUGUUAAAAGAGGAGAAAUUCCCCUGGAGCUUCAGCGACUGGUUCAUGGCAGCCAAGUGAGUUUGGACAUGGAGGAUCAUCAGGAUCAAGAAUACAUAAAACCUAGAUUGAGGUUCAAGGCUUUUAGUGGAGAAGGCCAAAAGCUUGGAAGCCUUACACCUGAAAUAGUUAGUACACCUUCCUCACCAGAAGAGGAGGAUAAGUCAAUACUUAAUGCAUUUGUUCUGACUGAUGAUUCAGUGCCAACAACAAAAAUUCAAAUCAGGUUAGCAGAUGGGAGUCGUUUGAUACAAAGAUUCAAUAAUACCCACAGGAUCCUGGAUGUCCGAGACUUUAUUAUACAGUCCCGUCCUGAAUUUGCAACUCUUGACUUUAUUCUUGUGACUUCAUUUCCAAACAAAGAACUAACAGAUGAAAGCCUGACGCUACAAGAAGCAGACGUUCUUAACACUGUGAUACUCCAGCAACUAAAGUAAUUGUGCUCCUGGCCAUGCAGCAGAAUGGUGGAAUACAUUGUGUGUCAUAUUAAUAAGAAACAUACUUCCAGCAUAAAAACAGCCAAAUUAUUUUUAUUACUUUUACAGAUAAAUUU
Messenger RNA from Orycteropus afer afer, 1182 nucleotides. It is a transcript of the gene UBXN2B, whose product is annotated as UBX domain protein 2B. Gene Ontology annotation, biological process: Golgi organization; membrane fusion; proteasome-mediated ubiquitin-dependent protein catabolic process. The record is from RefSeq and is a predicted model, not a curated record. Gene Ontology annotation, molecular function: ubiquitin binding. Gene Ontology annotation, cellular component: cytosol; nucleus. Lineage: Eukaryota; Metazoa; Chordata; Mammalia; Tubulidentata; Orycteropodidae.